Molecule: messenger RNA, 1710 nt
Organism: Dacryopinax primogenitus
Lineage: Eukaryota; Fungi; Basidiomycota; Dacrymycetes; Dacrymycetales; Dacrymycetaceae
Exons: 13
Coding region: 1-1710 (569 amino acids)
Molecular function (GO): FAD binding
Source: RefSeq, a predicted model, not a curated record
AUGGCAGAAAGGCUGCUUGAAGAGGGUGUUCAGGUUCACAUGCUUGCCUUCUACAAUCCCAGGCGUGAUGGGAAGGGUGUCGAGCGAACUUCUCGGAUCUCAGACGUCAACGCACCAACAGCGCGGUGGCAAUUUGAGAUUGCGCUUCACCAAGGAAAAAUAGAAUCCAUCUUCCUGGAAGCCAUGGAAAAGCAUGGUCUGCUCGUCGAACGCCCAUACUUCCCAACAGCAUUGGAAGUGUCGCAAGAUGAAGCAGAGCUCAAAGACCCUACCUCAUAUCCCGUGAAGGUUACCGUUCAGCGGGUGGCGGAACCAUCGGUCAAGACCAAUGGUGACUCGCAAGCAUCUCACAAUGGAGUCCAGAGCAAUGUUUUCGAGUCGAACACCGUCAUUCAAGCUGACCGACCCGAAGAAACAGAGAUAAUUAGGGCGAAAUUUGUCAUUGGCGGAGAUGGCGCACAUUCUUGGGUCAGGAAACAGCUUGGGUUCAAGAUGGAGGGAGAGACCACACAACACGUUUGGGGUGUAGUCGAUCUCGUGCCGGAAACUGACUUUCCCGACGUACGCCAUCGCACGUUGAUCCAUUCCGAUGCCGGUAGUUGCAUGAUUAUCCCGCGUGAAGGUGACGAAGUUCGACUUUACAUCCAGUUGAUCGAGGGGCUGGACAACGGAGUUGAAGGAAGGCUUGACCGAUCCAAGGUCGGGCCGGAGAAAGUCAUGGCAAUUGCAAAGGAAGCCGUCAAGCCUUGGAAGAUGGAUUUUCCCAACCCCAUCUCCUGGUGGACGGUUUACGUCAUUGGACAAAUGGUUGCAAAUCGAUUCUCGGCGCAUGAGAGGGUGUUCAUCGCUGGCCAUACGCAUUCGCCAAAGGCGGGACAAGGAAUGAACGCCAGUAUGAAUGAUACGCACAACUUGUCAUGGAAGAUCGCCCAUGUGCUGAGGGGAUGGACUAACAUCGAUAUCUUGAAGACGUAUGAAUUCGAGCGGAAGAAAUUCGCGCACGACCUGAUCAACUUCGACAAAAAGCUCGCGUCCAUGUUUUCUGAGAAAGCCAUCAGCGAAGAUAACCUGGAUGGUGUGGCCCCGGAAGAGUUCCAAGAUCUCUUGAAAUCAAUGGGUGGCCUCACCAGCGGCAUUGCGAUCGAAUAUGCUCCUUCGCUUAUAACGGACAACACCUCACAAUCCUUUGCGCCUGGACUGAUGAUAGGCCAGCGUGUACAGCCGCAGAUCGUCAUGCGUGUCGCAGAUUGCCGCGCAUUCGAGAUGCAGGACCUUAUUGUCAGCGACACCAAGUGGAAGCUCCUCUUCUUCGUUGGCGAUCCCAAGCAAGAGAAACAGGCGGCGAUUGUCAAGCGUCUUGGUGAAUACAUGGAUCGACCAGAUUCCUUCAUCAGCAAGUUCUCGCCAAAGAAUGACAGGCAGGCUGUGUUCACCAUGCUGAUCGUUUCGUCCACGCCCAAAGAUGAAGCGGAUUACACCGAUAUUCACUCGGGCUUGCUGACGCACUGGUCUAAAGCAUUCACAGAUGACAUCUCCGUCGACAGGAAGAGCGGGGGCCGGGCGUAUGAGACGUAUGGCGUGGGAAAGACCACUGGCGCGUUCGCUGCUGUUCGUCCGGACGGAUAUGUGGCAUAUAUCAGCAGCCUCGAAGGGGUUGUGGACGGCACCGUCGACAAAUACUUGAGCCGCUUCAUGAUAGAGCAACCGUGA